Molecule: messenger RNA, 1451 nt
Organism: Trichoderma atroviride IMI 206040
Lineage: Eukaryota; Fungi; Ascomycota; Sordariomycetes; Hypocreales; Hypocreaceae
Molecular function (GO): S-adenosylmethionine-dependent methyltransferase activity
Source: RefSeq, a predicted model, not a curated record
CUUCGGUUUCCGGUUCGGCAGCUAAAAAUAAUUUCGAGGGGUCAAUCAAAGUCUGGUAUAGCUUCGGUUUCCGGUUCGGCAACUAAAGCGCGUUUCGCCAAGCUAUAAAGGCACGAUUAGGCUGCAACUUUUGGCGCAUCUCCAGCGAUUCUAAAUAACAAACAUUCUCAACUUUCAGCUUCAUCCUGUUAUUGAGCCGUAAUCAUGGCAACUACAGAGGACAUCUUUCGUGCAUAUACCGUGGCCCAGGGCCAGAAUUACUCGGCGGUACGCCCUGGAUAUUCCCCAGAGCUCUUCAAAAUCAUCAUCAAUCAUCACACUUCUACCGGCGGCCAACUCCACACCGUUGUCGACGUCGGCUGCGGCCCUGGCCAGGCAAUUAAGGACUUGGCUCCCUUCUUCAAAAAUGCCAUCGGCCUGGACCCGUCGGAGGGCAUGAUUGACACCGCACGCGCUUCUGCCAAGUCGGCAAACCUGCCUAUACGUUUUGAAGUAUCGACUGCCGAAACCCUCGGUAUCGACUUGGAGCCGCCCGUCUCUGAUGGUAGCGUUGAUCUGGUCACCGCCGCCACCGCCGCCCACUGGUUCGACAUGGCGGGUUUCUGGAAAGCAGCAUCGCGCAUUCUCAAGCCUGGCGGCACCGUUGCCAUUUGGGCACGGUCUGGAGCGGCGAUAAAUGCUACAAAGACGCCGAACGGGGUCGCAAUAAAGGCCCUCGUAGAAGAAUUCUACAAUGGGCUACGACCAUGGUCAAGGGCAGGUAACUUGUUGAUUCGCGAUCUCUAUAUUGACCUACCGCUUCCUUGGACGCUUGAAGUUCCGGUAGUAGAGUUCGAUAAAGAGAGCUUCGUUCGCAAGGAGUGGAACAAGGACAAAACGGGUGUGGAAAACGACAUCGUUCGCACAGGAGGUCUAGUUACACCCGAGCAGUUUGAGAAGAUCAUGGGUACUGCUAGUCCAGUGACUCGAUGGAGGGAAGCCCACCCAGAUAAGGUCGGGACAGAGGAAGACAUAGUAAGGCAGCUGAGAAGGCAAAUAGAGAGCCUUCUACAUGAAGCUGGCAUUAAGCCUGGCGAGGAGACGCUAACUGGCGAAGUCGCAAUGGUCUUGCUGUUGGUAAAGAAGAAGCGUUAGUCUGAACGCCUCUCUUGAAAGUUUUUUAACGUCGCCAGCAUUACAUGAAGGUCAACCCUCUAUGUAGUUUAGUUACUGAAUAUACACAAUAUUCUCAUCUAUAGUAGCUCCGCUUCCACUAAACUCUCAUACCCACGUCCAUCUGGCCAAACAUUAACAAUCUUCAUACCGGCUUCACUAAUCACUUUAUUCCACACCGCCUCUGUUCUUUCCUUGCCAGAUAUUUGCAGCAUGAAACAAUCCAACCCGGUUUGGUGGAUGCUAGCUCCCACAGGCGGGAGAACUAUAUCAUUGAUCAACAGCUUUGAGUAGCCCGG